Leptonychotes weddellii (Weddell seal) is the source of this 9506-nucleotide messenger RNA. Lineage: Eukaryota; Metazoa; Chordata; Mammalia; Carnivora; Phocidae. The record is from RefSeq and is a predicted model, not a curated record.
GGAGCCGAGUCGCCGUCGCCGCCGCCGCCUCCAGCGGACGGGGCGGGGAUCCCGGUGCCAGGUCCUUGUCGGCCCGCCCCUGCCGCCUCAGUCGGCCGUCCCGGGCUGGGCCCGACCGUCAUGGAGCGGGGCGGGACCUCCGCCUGCUCCGUGUGAGGCGCGUCGCCGCCGCCCCCGCCUGCGCCUUUCCAGCCCUCCCGAACCCCCGCCGCCGCCCGGAGCCCCUCGCCCUUGGCAGCCUGUCGCCGCCCCCCUCCCCCCGGGCGGGUUCGUAUGCGCGUCCGGUGAAGGUGCAGGCCCGGCGCCGCCGCUGCCGCAGCUGGGAGAUGGUUCGGGCCUAGCGGAGCAGGGAUUGGAGCAACAUGAACCGUGAAGACCGAAAUGUGCUGCGUAUGAAAGAACGGGAAAGGCGGAAUCAGGAAAUUCAGCAGGGCGAAGACGCCUUCCCACCUAGCUCUCCUCUCUUUGCCGAGCCAUACAAAGUUACUAGCAAAGAAGAUAAGCUAUCAAGUCGUAUUCAGAGUAUGCUUGGAAAUUACGAUGAAAUGAAGGAUUUCAUAGGAGACAGAUCUAUACCAAAGCUUGUUGCAAUUCCCAAGCCUACAGUACCGCCGGCAGCAGAUGAAAAAUCGAACCCGAAUUUCUUCGAACAGAGACAUGGGACCUCUCAUCAGAGUAGCAAAUGGACUCCAGUAGGACCUGCACCCAGUACUUCUCAGGCUCAGAAACGGUCCUCAGGCUUGCAGAGUGGACACAGCAGCCAGCGGACCAGUGCCGGUGGCAGCGGUGGCACCAGCAGUGGUGGCCAGAGGCAUGACCGUGACUCAUACAGCAGUAGUGGAAGCAGUAAUCGGAAAAAAGGCCAGCAUGGGUCGGAACACUCCAAAUCACGCUCUUCCAGCCCUGGAAAACCCCAGGCUGUGUCUUCAUUAAGCUCCAGUCAUUCCAGGUCUCACGGGAAUGAUCACCAUAGCAAGGACCAUCAGCGUUCCAAAUCCCCUCGGGACCCUGAUGCAAACUGGGAUUCUCCCUCCCGUGUACCUUUUUCAAGUGGGCAGCAUUCAAAUCAGUCUUUCCCACCUUCAUUGAUGUCAAAGUCCAGUUCAAUGUUACAGAAACCCACUGCCUAUGUGCGGCCCAUGGAUGGACAGGAGUCCAUGGAACCAAAGCUGUCCUCUGAGCACUACAGCAGCCAAUCCCAUGGCAACAGCAUGACUGAACUGAAGCCCAGUAGCAAAGCACAUCUCACCAAGCUGAAAAUACCUUCCCAACCAUUGGAUGCAUCUGCUUCUGGUGACGUGAGCUGUGUGGAUGAAAUUCUUAAAGAGAUGACGCAUUCAUGGCCUCCCCCUCUAACGGCUAUUCAUACACCAUGCAAAACAGAACCUUCCAAAUUUCCUUUUCCAACUAAGACAUCUUCCAGGGAGAACUACACAAGAGGGGAGGAGGAAAGAUACAAUCCUUCUUCUAAAACUUCAAAUGGACACCAAUCUAAAUCUAUGUUAAAAGAUGACUUAAAACUAAGCAGCAGUGAAGACAGCGAUGGGGAGCAGGAUUGUGAUAAGACAAUGCCAAGGAGUACACCAGGAAGUAACUCUGAACCUUCACACCAUAAUAGUGAAGGAGCUGAUAACUCCAGGGACGAUUCUAGCAGCCACAGUGGAUCUGAAAGCAGCUCUGGAUCUGACUCAGAGAGUGAAAGUAGCUCCAGUGACAGCGAGGCAAAUGAGCCGUCCCAGAGUGCAUCUCCUGAGCCUGAACCACCACCAACAAACAAAUGGCAACUUGAUAAUUGGUUGAAUAAAGUGAACCCACAUAAAGUGUCACCAGCUUCUUCUGUGGACAGUAACAUCCCAUCAUCUCAAGGCUAUAAAAAGGAAGGCCGAGAACAGGGCACCGGGAAUAGCUACCCUGAUCCAGGUGGACCUAAAGAAACUAGUUCUGCUACUCCUGGACGAGACUCCAAAACUGUCCAAAAGGGAUCAGAAAGUGGGCGAGGGAGGCAGAAGUCCCCUGCACAGAGUGACAGCACAGCACAGAGGAGAACUGUAGGCAAAAAACAACCCAAAAAGGCUGAGAAGGCAGCCGCUGAAGAGCCCCGGGGAGGCCUGAAGAUAGAAAGCGAAACCCCUGUAGACAUGGCUACCAGCAUGCCCUCCAGCAGACAUAAAGCAGCCACCAAAGGCUCCAGGAAACCCAAUAUUAAAAAGGAGUCCAAAUCUUCCCCUCGACCUUCUGCAGAGAAAAAGAAAUACAAGUCAACGAGUAAAUCUUCCCAGAAAUCAAGGGAAAUUAUAGAAACAGAUACCUCAUCCUCAGAUUCGGAUGAAAGCGAGAGCCUUCCUCCUUCCUCACAAACUCCUAAGUACCCUGAGAGUAACAGGACUCCCGUGAAGCCCUCCUCAGUGGAGGAAGAAGAUAGCUUUUUUCGGCAACGAAUGUUCUCUCCUAUGGAAGAGAAGGAACUUCUUUCACCCCUCAGUGAGCCUGAUGACAGGUAUCCACUUAUUGUGAAGAUUGACCUGAAUCUCUUGACCAGAAUACCAGGAAAGCCUUACAAAGAAACAGAGCCACCCAAGGGGGAAAAGAAAAAUGUGCCAGAAAAGCACACAAGAGAGGCUCAGAAACAAGCCUCAGAAAAAGUUUCCAACAAAGGCAAAAGGAAACAUAAGAACGAAGAUGAUACCCGAGCCAAUGACAGCAAGAAACCCAAAACGGAGGACAAGAAUUCAGCAGGUCACAAGCCAUCCAGCAACAGAGAGUCAUCUAAGCAAAGUGCUGCAAAAGAAAAGGAUUUGUUGCCUUCUCCCGCGGGGCCCGUUCCUUCAAAAGAUCCAAAAACAGAGCAUGGCUCUCGGAAGAGGACUAUUAGUCAGUCGUCUUCUUUAAAGUCAAGUAAUAAUAGCAACAAGGAGAAUGGUGGCAGCAGCAAAAACAGUUCCUCCACAUCAAAGCAGAAGAAGACUGAAGGGAAGACUUCCAGUAGCUCUAAGGAGGUCAAGGAAAAGGCUCCAAAUAGCUCCUCUAGCUGUCCUUCAUCUACACCAACUCCUGAUGCUUCUAAGCCUCGGAGAACAAAGCUUGCCUUUGACGACAGAAAUUAUUCAGCAGACCAUUAUUUACAAGAAGCAAAAAAACUAAAGCACAAUGCCGAUGCAUUGUCUGAUAGGUUUGAGAAAGCUGUAUACUAUCUUGAUGCUGUGGUAUCUUUCAUUGAAUGUGGGAAUGCAUUAGAGAAAAAUGCUCAGGAAUCCAAAUCCCCAUUCCCUAUGUAUUCAGAGACAGUGGAGCUCAUCAAAUACACUAUGAAGCUAAAGAAUUACUUGGCCCCUGACGCUACAGCUGCAGAUAAAAGGCUCACGGUACUUUGCCUGAGAUGCCAGUCUUUGCUGUACCUGAGGCUGUUCAAACUGAAGAAAGAAAAUGCUCUCAAGUACUCAAAGACACUGACGGAGCACCUGAAGAAUUCUUAUAAUAAUUCUCAAGCACCAUCACCUGGCUUGGGAAGCAAAGCUGUUGGGAUGCCUUCCCCCGUUUCUCCGAAGCUGUCGCCGGGCAAUUCCGGAAAUUACUCUUCUGGGGCCAGUAGCGCUGCAGCAAGUGGUUCUUCAGUGACCAUUCCACAGAGGAUCCACCAGAUGGCAGCCAGCUAUGUUCAGGUUACGUCCAACUUCCUCUAUGCCACGGAAAUUUGGGACCAAGCUGAGCAGCUUUCCAAAGAGCAGAAAGAAUUCUUUGCUGAACUGGAUAAAGUGAUGGGCCCUCUCAUCUUUAACGCGAGCAUCAUGACAGACCUAGUUCGAUACACCCGGCAGGGACUGCACUGGCUUCGCCAGGACGCCAAGCUGGUAGCUUGAACUGAACACAUCCUCGUUGCCUCUGAUUUUCUCCACAACACUGUGUCACGUCACGAAGGAAAACUGCCAUAACAUGCCACCUAGUCGACACUAAGAAUGAGGAAUGGUUUUCUCCUCCCUGGUUCAUGUGGUGUUGUUAUUUAUAACCCAAAGCCAUGAUGUCAGGUGACCCCUUUAAUAUUCCCAAUAUGAAAAGUUAUUUAAGUGUUUUUAAAUCUGCAGCACAUGGAUAAGACGGUUUUAGUGAUCUGGAAGAAGAUUGAAAUUCCAAUUGCAAUUCAUAACUAAUCAAUUGAAAUUGUAUUUAUUUUAAUUUUUUUAAGUUCCCAGAUUGGGGUUAGUUUAAAACUUCGUUAUUUCUGCCUAUAAAUUUACUCUGUUGAACAUUUAGCGUAAAUUUAAGGUAGGCAUUUUUAUUUAUAUACUUGGGGAGCUUUGUUACCUAAUGUCUUUUUGUGGUAGCUCUUCUGAGAGUAAGAGUUGGUUCAUCUAGAUUAUGGACAUGUUCUUUCUGUACCUGCUACCUGAUAUUAUUUUAAAUCUUAACUACAAUUUUAUUGCAGAAUUUACGCUUAGUAUUAAGGAUAUUCUUCUACACAUGAAAAAUCAUUUAAAUAUGAGAAGAUGGCAUUCUACAGAUAGAAGAUGAAAUGUGUCUGAUUUGGUGUGCAUUAUUUCAAGAACUGUGAAUGUGUGUUAAUAACACUAUAACAAUCACAAGGUGACUAUAGCUUGCAUUUAAUGCAUUACAAAAGAGGGCAGGCAAACUUUCUAGGAGAAGGGUAUCAUGUGAAGAGUUUCAUAAAAGGACAAUCUUGAACUUCAUGGAUUUGAUUAAAACCAUGUGUUCUUUUUUGUUGCUAAUAAUUUGACGAUUAAUUGAAAUAGUAAGUUACUGUGGAACAAAGAAUGAUCCACCUCCUGAGGGUUGCUGCCUAUAUCUCUUUCAGUGACUUCAGAAUUCUUAUUUGUAAAAUGUUUUUGCCACACUAGAUUGUGAUGCUCUCCUGGGAGCAUGUAGUGACUGAUGCGGGAAUGGGCUGGAGCUUUGCUGUGGGUGCUUUUGCUAUACAAUUUAAGGUUAUAAUGCCUGAGGUAGAGAUGAAGUUCUCCUUUUAAACUUGUCUUGUACUGAUUCCCUUUGUAUUAUGAAGGCCCUCACCAAUGAUUUAUGUUUCUGAUGGGAUCAGAAAAUUCACACUAGAAAAGUACCUAAUUUGGUUCAAUGUUAGCCCCCGUGGGAAGGGAAGGGGAGCAAGGGUAGAGCUUAAGCCAGCUCUGUAAGAGUUGUAUAUCAAAGUACCUUUCCCUGUAAGGUGCACAUCGGAGUCAAAGGUGAGAAAUGUACCCUCUAUCAUGCCCCUAUCAUGUCUGGUGUGCCUUAAAUCUUACCUUUGAAUGAAAACUCUAUGGAUUGUUUACAGAUGAAGUUUUACACUAGGACCAGAUCACCCAGUAUGGCUGGUCUUUGGCAGUAGUCACGUUAAAUUCUCUUUCUUUUUUAAUCUUCCUUUAGGGUCACAUAAAGAUGAAUUUAUUUCAGAAAAGCUAACGCUUUGGUACAUGACUUAGUCUAACUGGGUAAUGGCUGCUCCAAAAAAAUUGUUUGUCAUUCUCCCCAUUCCAAAAAUGAAUUCAUCCAAUCAGAAAAAAGGAUUGCCCUGCUCUUUAUAGAUGAUUGCUAAGGUUUGAAGUGGGAAAGAAAGGAUAGAAAAUCUCCCAAGCCCAGUGGUGCAGUGAAUCCUCUGUAUUUGAGCUUUUUUUACGCUUAUUUCUGAAGCUAGUGAACCUUCGUUGCCCUGUGGCUUCAUAUUUACAGAGCUUUUGAACUGUUCUCUACCUCAGGUUGUUUUUGCAAUUCGCUGGGGAUUGGAAUCUAGAAAUUAUGCUGAAUUUAAUCUUUUUCUCGGAGAAAUUGCUUCUGAAAUCUUUCUAACUUAAUCUUAUUAGUAUGUUAUCCUAUGUUUUAGGAACAGUUUUCCUUUCGAGGACAACUUCUCAGUGAUUAGGGUAGUUAUUUGGUAAGAAACUUGCCCCUGUUAAUCAAGUAGAGGUAUGUCCUGUCCUCUGAUUGCUCUUACUCUGAUUCCUUACUUGGCAGUGAAGUCUUAGAAGUGGAUAAAGCUUUCACGGCAGCCCGUGGGGCACCUCUGAGUUCCAGUGCAUUCUGAUCUCUUGUGUGUCCUGAAAGGCAGCAGGAGUGUUUCUGGGGUCACACUGAUAUUUUGUUAAAACAUAGUUUCCUGCAUGUUUUAUGGUGCUGUUCUAAGUUAAUUCUCUCUCUGAAACUGUGUUAAUUCUUUGGAAAUGAAUUUUUCAAGCUUUUCAGUGUGGGCAGGGAUUUUCCCACCAGGUGGUAAUGGGCAAUGGAUCAAAAUCCUGUCCUAAAUAAUUGAAUUUUCAGUGUCAUAGUCUGUGGAAACACACACUCCCUUUCCUCUGUGUCCAUCUCCUCAAAAGUUGUCUGUGUCUUCAUCUGCUCCAGCACAUACUUUGGACUCCCUUUUUGGCCACCAUUCCUCCUUCCUCAAUAGGUGUCUUCAGUGUUCUCUAACCAUUUAAAACUGAAUUUGACAAGUGGCUAAAAACUGACUUCGUCUGAGACUUGUACUUAAUAUAUAGUUAAUUAUAGAUAUAGCAACUCUUUAAAAAAAUCACUCUGUCGACUGCUUCUUAAGACCACAUUGUAUGCCAGGAGGCAGCAGCCUACACCCCCGGUCUCUUCACGGGCAGCCGGUGAACAGUGGAUGAGGUUGUCACGUGGUGGUUUUGCCCGGCCUGGGCUGGGCUGUGGGGAGCUCUCGCCUCCCAAGUGAUUCAUCUGCCGCAGUCCAGCCCGGGUCCGGUCUGGCUGGGGAGCAUUCAGCCCGUUUCUUGCCUCAGUGCCACCUUUUCCUGAGCAAGUAGCCAAGAACUAACUUUAUAAGCAGUGAGUACUCCAGAUAAAUCUUCAGCUGUAGUUGCUGAGGAGUGGAGAAGGCUGACCAUCACGAUUUAAUUCUCCAUUGCACAAGCAGUGUAGAGUAAUGUGUGCACGUGCCCACACAUGCCUGUGCUCUGGCUGGCUCCCCUGCUGCUGGAUCCCUGGCGUCUGGGCCGCACUUUGCAUUCACUUGUGGCUUUACUAGAUUCACUGUUGUUGUUGUUUUUAAUUGUUGUUUGUUUCUUUUUAUUAAAGAAAGGUUUAAUCAGCUAAAUCAGACAAGCAUCAUUUUGUAUUUAAUGACAGAAACUUUGGGAACUUCUCUUCAUUGAGUGAGCUUGCAUUGUGAAGCAAGUACCUACAGAAGGCACCUGCUCUAAGUGAAAGGUCUGGUUCUGGAGGCCGGCAGCGCUCUGGAGUUGAAGGGCAGCCAGUGGUCGCUCCAGUCAGUGAGUCAGUGAUGCCUAGUUGUGUAGAGGGGAGGUACACUGUGCACUCUUCUAGGUGUGAGGGUAUGCAGCUUUGGAUUUUAAAAUUAUGUACACAUACACACUUUAUAUAUAUGUAUGUAUGUAUGAAAACAUGAAAUUAGUUUGUCAAAAAUGUGUGUGUUUAGUAUUUUAGCUUAGUGCAACUAUUUCCACAUUAUUUAUUAAAUUGAUCUAAGACACUUUCUUGUUGACACCUUGAAUAUUAAUGUUCAGGGGUGCAAUGUGUAUUCCUUUUAGAUUGUUAAAGCUUAAUUACUAUGAUUUGUAGUAAAUUAACUUUUAAAAUAUAUUUGAGCCCUUCUGUAGUAUAAUAGGGCUCUUACAGGGUGGGAAGGAUUUUAAUUUUCCAGUUGCUAAUUGAAUAAAAUGGCCUCAUUAUGUAUUUUGAAUUAUAGGAGUUUGCCUCUGGGUCCCAGGAACAUCUAAUGGGAAUGACUGUUUUAGGCAGAUUGUGAUGAUUUUUUUUUUUUUUUAAGCUAAUUAAAUUGGGAAGCAAAGCAUUUCACAUCCAUGUAGACUCCUAUCACCCAUAUUCUCUAAUUAUGUGGAGCACAGAUUUCAUUUUGAUUUCACGUAUUAACGUGUUGGAGAGGCAGACUUUUUUCCAGUAAUAAAUAACACUGCACAUCUAAGGUUGCUAUCGUGUAAAAUAAAGAGAAGAGAGAUAAGUAUCAAAUGAUUUCGAAUAUGUAGAGGAAGAGGCCAAGUUGGUCAUGUUCUUUGCGUGCUUCUCUUUCACAUACUCCGUAAUGGAGAGAUUCAGUUUAGACUUCUAGACCUUAGAACCAAGCUGACAAGUGACAGGAAGUAAGUUACUACUAAUAGGUAAAGAACAUGCUGAUUCUCUUCAUUAGAACCUCAUGGUUCAUUAAAAAGAAGUCACUGUCUCUAGAAAAGCAGUGGAAAAAUACUUAAUCUCUUCCUUUUGAUGGAAUCUGGUCACAGAAUAAAGCAUUACAGUUAAGUCCGAACCGAGUGUUCUAGAUGUUUAAGUAUCCUGAAAUAGCAGCCCAAGGUAGUCAUUAUGGAAUGAAGUUGACUUUAGGAAUGUCAGCAUUGACCUCUCCGUGCCACCAUUGCUCAGCUAAGCAUAAAUUGCCAUUCUUAAAAAAGAAACCAAAAAAGCUCUCUAAAUGAGCAUGGGGAAGAAAAGCUCCCACCCAGAAAUUCUAGUAAUCUGUAGUUUUUGACCUGUUACCGCUUCCACGUGGGGUUUCUUUUCAGCUUUUAACCACUGGAAUUUUCUACCUGCUAUUGUUCCUCUCUGGAAAAUAUCUGUUUGGAAAUGCUGCCUUUCAAAUUUCUGCCAUGGUUAUCCAUACCGUUGAGUUUGUUGUUGUUGUUCAAGAAGUGUCCCCAUUUUAUAACUUUAUGCACACACCUGGCAAAUCAUUGACAUGAGCAUUCAACAGUACUGGGGGUGGGUGGGGUGGGGCAGGCGGGGCUCACCACCAGAGCUGGCCCCAUUGGCAAUGCCUGAAAAGGCACUCCUUGGGAGGACCAGGUGUGAGGUUGGUUAGCACGGUUAUGAAAAUUUCUAUCUAGCCUCCGUUUUGAAUGGUUUUAAGAAAUUUUGUAUAUGGAGGAUGGAAAUGCUUAUAUAUUUAUUGAAUCCUUUUAUCUUAUUUGAAAUUAAAACUGGUGAAUAACGGUUUGAUAUUUGGGGAGGGUUUUGGAGGGGAAGUAAUGCCGCUGAUAAAUUAAAAGCCUUGUUGAUUUUGCAGAAAGGUACUGUUAGUGUCUGAUAGGAUGCCUUUGUUUUUGUACAUGAUCCACAUCUUUGUUUUACAUUUCUUUUAUCCAAAAUAUUGAGGCAUCUGACAUUUUUCAACCAAAAUUUCAAUUACAUACUGUGAUUUUUAUUUGUUGCAAUACAUUAAAAUUUCAGAGGUACUUUGGGGCUCAAAAGCUAGGAUUUCUAAGUAUGUGCAUUUCACAUAAUAAAGCUGUUAAUGGUGAGCAAAGUAUUAUAUACUAACUAGAUUUUUCCACAUCUGUAUAGUAUAUUAUAUGUAUUUUGUGGUAUUGAGAUUAUAGAAAGUUUAGAGUGUCAAACAUGCGUUUAAUGUGUAUUUUUAAACAAAUUUAUGGCAAUUAAAAUAUUUGGAGACAAGGGUAUCACAUUUCAAUUUGUAAAGAUCUUUUUAACUCUACUGUGUCAUUAAGAUGCUUUGUAUAAUGCCAAACCAUAGCUGGAGAAACUAAGUUUAAUAAAUAUCAAAUAGAUUUUCUGUA